AUGGCUUUUACUGUGACAAUUUUGUACCAAACAAGCCCAACACUCCUAAGAUGUGGACUGAGAAUUGGACCGGAUGGUUUAAGCAAUGGAGUGUACCAUGGAGGCACCAACUUUGACAGAACCGCAGGUGGUCCGUACAUCACAACUUCAUAUGAUUAUGAUGUUCCCCUUGACGAAUAUGGUAAUUUGAAUCAACCAAAAUACGGGCAUUUGAAACAACUUCAUGAUGUUCUUCACUCUAUGGAAAGAGCUCUCACAUACGGAGACAUCUCCACCAUUGAUUUUGGAAACUAUGCAUCGAUUACCACUCAGACUUCAAUGAUGGUUAAGAAAUCAAAUGAAGCUGAAAAUAUCCCUUCAACUCUGAAAUGGUCAUGGAGACCAGAGAACAUGGACAAUUUCCUUUUGAAAGGAAAAGGAAAAUCUACACAGACACAACUAUUUGAUCAGAAAGUAGUAACCAAUGAUCAUCACGAUUAUCUAUGUACUGCUCAUGUCCUUCACGUUUUUGUCAAUGGAAAACAUAUUGGUAAUCAACACGCUGAGAAUGGAAAAUUUAACUAUGUAUUUGAGAAAGAUGUGAAGUUUAAGUCUGGUCGUAAUGUGAUUGCUCUUCUUAGCAUAACUGUGGAACUUGCGAAUUAUGGUGCUUUCUUUGAAAAUAAGCCGGCUGGAAUCACUGGACCCAUUUUUAUUACUAGAAUAAAUGGUGAUGAAACUAUAGUUAAAGACUUAUCUGCUCAUAAAUGGAGCUAUAAAACUGGUUUAAAUGGGUUUGAGAACCAACUCUUUAGAACGGAAUCAAUGUUUAAAUGGUACCAUGUUCCUCGUUCUUUCUUGAAUGCAGAAGGAGAUAACACACUAGUUUUGUUUGAGGAGAUGGGAGGAAACCCAUCGCUUGUCAAUUUCCAAACUACGAGAGUGGGAAGUGUAUGUGCUAACGUAUACGAGAAAACAAUUAUUGAGCUUUCAUGCGAUAGAAAAUCCAUUUUUGUCAUCAAAUUUGCAUCUUUUGGUAACCCAUAUGGCAAUUGUGGAUCUUUUGAAAAAGGAUCUUGUGAAUCAAGUAACAACGCGGUUGAUAUUCUCACACAAAAAUGCAUUGGAAAAGAGAAAUGUUCCAUUGAGAUCUCUAAGGAAAAGUUUGGAGCACCAGAUUGCGGUGGUGCUCCUAGAAGGCUCGCUGUCGAAGCUAUAUGCUAA
Messenger RNA from Brassica napus (rape), 1203 nucleotides. RefSeq names its product beta-galactosidase 15-like. The coding region runs from base 1 to 1203 and encodes 400 amino acids. Gene Ontology annotation, biological process: carbohydrate metabolic process. Gene Ontology annotation, cellular component: vacuole; cell wall. Gene Ontology annotation, molecular function: carbohydrate binding; beta-galactosidase activity. The transcript has 9 exons. The record is from RefSeq and is a predicted model, not a curated record. NCBI's taxonomy places the organism in Eukaryota, Viridiplantae, Streptophyta, Magnoliopsida, Brassicales, Brassicaceae.